Trematosphaeria pertusa is the source of this 8175-nucleotide messenger RNA. RefSeq lists its product as uncharacterized. Gene Ontology annotation, cellular component: cell cortex; site of polarized growth. Gene Ontology annotation, biological process: cell morphogenesis. The transcript has 5 exons. The coding region runs from base 226 to 7917 and encodes 2563 amino acids. NCBI's taxonomy places the organism in Eukaryota, Fungi, Ascomycota, Dothideomycetes, Pleosporales, Trematosphaeriaceae. The record is from RefSeq and is a predicted model, not a curated record.
GCACCCGAGCGAUCAGUGCUAUCGACUAUCGGGUUAGCCGCUCAGGGACGACCUGAAGCCGCACCAGGGGUCCCGCGAUUUCGUCCAUCGUCUGCGCAGUGACCGAUGCCACGCCAGACAUCACCCCGAUCCCCGUUCUCACCCCAAGUCCUCGGCCGUGAGCCGCAACGAGCCGGCCGCAGUCUCUCCGCGCACCCAGAUGACGAGCCUCGCUAGGCCGGCGGCAUGUCUGCUUCCUCCCCACUGGCACAAGCUCGACCGGCUGCUGGGAAUCCGUCGCACCAUAUAGAAGGCCCCUUGGGUUCCUCUGCCCCGUCCCGUGAGCCCUCGGUGACACGCGGUCGAGCGCUGACUACCUCGUCUCGCACCAUUUCGCCGCGCUCGCAAACGCCUGCCGUCGUCGUGCCCAGCAGCAACUCGAGCCCCGACCGGAGCAUUGAACGCAAGCCCUCGCUCCCCUAUGCCCACAACCGCCAGACCUCCAUCGUACAUGGCAUCCAGCAUUCCCGGAACACGAGCUUCGUGAACUCGCCCGCCACCAGCCCGCUGAGUCCGCACGUCAUUGCCGCCGCCGGCGCCCCUCUCGAUGGAACCGCCAUGUCACAGGAGAGCAUAGCCGAAGCCCUCGUGGGGAAGGGAGCACACGCCGGUGGCGCUUCAACGAAUGGAUAUGCCGCCGGAGGAGCAACAGCAUCAGCUGCCGGCGAUGGCAGCGCUGCCCAGCGGAGGCCGGAGAGGGCACAGAGCGCGCGGUCGCGAAAGGGCGGGCAGCACCACCACCACCGCUCUCAGUCUCGUCACCACCAGCACCAUAGCGAGCUGAAGACCGUGGGCGAGUAUGCCCUGCACCACCUGUUCAAUUCGUUCAUCAGCCAGGCGGAUUCGAAAAUUAACCAAUGCAUGACCGACCGCGGCCAGCCCGAAGCCAGAGUCGAGCUCGUUUGUGGGCCUGGCGUUGACCCCAACUUCGACCAGCUCAUAUCCGCACUCGGCCACAUCGCGCGCCACAAGCCCAAGCCCCCGAUAGACACAAUAAUGCUGUGGCGGAAGGACAAAAGCGACAAGGCAGCCGGGGCGCGGAUGCACCUUGCAAAUGCCCGACAAGCGACGUCGCUGCCCCCCUCCGUGCUGCCUCGCCGCAACACCGAACCACUCCAGCACUCGGACGGCCACGUUGCGCCGCCCGCCGCGGCAGGGCCCGAGCAGAUGAUUGCCCUGCAACACUCAGUCAUGCAGGCCGAGCAGCGCUCAACCGUCUCUACCUACAUUCUCUGCCGGGUGUUGAUAGAGAUCAUGACGCAGACCGAUCUUCAGAGUCUCACUACUGACAUGGCCGAGCGCCUCCUGAGUCUAUUUUAUGGGCAGCUAAAUACCGUCGACCCCGACCGGGUAGAGGACUCCCCCCUUAACCACGCAAAUUGGGUCAUUUAUGGUCAGCUGCUGGGCGUUCUUAGCGAACUCAUAUUUGAUAGUGUCCAAGAGAAAUUCAUCGCCGACCUCCGGGUCGUGGACGCUCAGUCUUCGGUAAAAGGCCAAUUCAACAGGGACGUCGAGUCGAAAGGGGCUUUGCUUGUGCGAGGGAUGCGCUACAUGAGAGUCAAGACAUAUCCUGGAGAUGCUUGGGACCGCACCUGCGAUUUCAUGCUGUCGCUCGCAAAGCUCUUUGCCAAUGUGCAUGGACAGAUGAUCAAGUACGCGUACUGCCAGGUUCUGAGGGAGCUACUAAUACGGAUCGCUUCGAAAACCACCAUCGAACUCAAUACACCGAAAUGGAGGAGUGUAGUCGAAACGAUGAAGCAACGAUGUUCGCUUCUCCUCAGCAAGCCUAAGCACUGGCAGGAAGCAUAUCCGCUUAUGUCGGCCUUACUCUGCGUCUCGCCUGCGGAGACCUUCACCACUCAGUGGUUAUCGCUUGCCCUGUCCACACAGCCAAGAUUAAAAGAACGCGCGACGAGGGCGAUCGCUCUAAGAGGCAUUUGUCAGCUCGUAUGGACAUAUCUUUACCGGACCUCGACCGACUCUCCGAACGUCGCGGUACGGAGGCUGGAGGACAUUGUUCGCAUGGUUUUUCAGCCCGGCAAACGGUCCUAUCUCUCCACGGAGCCCGCAAUUGCGGAGCCUCUGAUACAACUCGCCCGGAUCAUUGGCUUCAAGUAUCAAGAUCUGUGUUUCAGGACCAUCAUCUUCCCGCUGUUGAACUCUGACAUGUUCACCUCGGGCCGAGACCUGCGGGUGGAGAACUUGGAGCCUGACCGCAUGGUCAUUGCUAUUCGAUCGUUCCUUGCGAUCAUGGCUGACUUGGAAAAGGCCGAACAACCGCCAUUCCCUAGUUCUUUUGAGUCGGACCCAAAUGCAUAUACCACCGACCUACCCGCCCUUCCAGUCAGCCCGCGACCUCUGCAACACAUGUCGAUCAAGUCGUCUCUGCUCAAAGAGGAGCGGCUCUCGCGGCCUGUCAACUUUACCGGAUUCGCUGAAGUUGCUAAAGAGUACUACAUACGAUUCUGCAAGAUACUGGGAGAGAUAACCAUCAUCUGCGACAAUGCCUUCGGCGGACAGGCGGUCCUGGACGAGAAGUUUUCGCUACAAACGCCCAAAACUCCCAUGUCUGAGGCGUUCAGUUUCGGACGUCGGGACGAUCACCAAGCCUCAACAGAUCCUCGUCAAGGCUUCUACGACCUCCUGCAUGUUGCGGUGCAAGCCUUGCCGCGCUGCUUAUCCCCCCAUAUUCCCUUUAACUCUCUCAUCAAUCUUCUUUGCACUGGAACGGCUCACGUCCAGGGGAAUAUCGCCUUGUCAUCUGCUCAGUCUCUGAAGUCAAUUGCGCGGCAAUCGCAUGCUCAGCAAGUGACAAUCGGGUUCGCUAGAUUCAUAUUCAAUUUCGAUGACCGCUAUUCCACCAUGUCCGACGGUGGAAUGUUGGGCCCAGGCCACAUCGAGAGCACUCUGAAGUUGUAUGUCGAGUUACUACAGAUAUGGAUAGAAGAGAUCAAGCAAAAGACUAGAAAAGCCGCCCUAGACACCCCGGACGAUGGGUCAGGCAACAGGGGCGUCCAGCUGGACCUUUCAUCAGUCUGGGCGCACGUCGAUGAGGUCGAGUCUCAUGGCCUCUUCUUCCUGUGCUCGCCCUCUUGCCGGGUGCGAGCAUAUGCUGUUACGGUUUUACGACUCAUCACCGAGUUCGACACCGCACUUGGCGGCUCAAGUACAAGAAUCAUAAGGGUGAUGGAGGGAAGUCCGCAGAAGGUCAUGGAUAUCAGUGACGAGAAACUCUCCCUCGCUGAAAGGAGCCGUCUCCAGCGUGGUAUGCGGAAAAGCAAUGUCCAAAGCACCCUGGUUGAGCUCUGUAGUAGCGACGUGCCUUACGACGCUACGCUCUGGUUCAAGAUCUUCCCUAACCUCGUUCGCAUCAGUUUUGAGGUCUGCCCGUUUGCCGUUACCCUCACUCGCGAUAUCGUUUGCGCUAGGCUCUAUCAGAUGCACCGGACAUUACUCUCGCUCACGGAAGGACCCCGAGCGAGCCCGUACGCUACUUUCGAUACCAGCACAGGAAAGACCAGCAGCCGCCUUGCAACAACAUCGCCUGAAAUAGUCAUCGAACAAUGGAAGCUCUACCUUAUCUUUGCUUUCACGACAUUAACCAACCUCGGCUUCAGCACGCAAUCGGCCCAUAGCCAGAUGGCGCAUUCCAGAAAAAGUUCGAAGUCGUCACAGAAGAGCGCAAACAAGGUAUAUUCUGCCGGCGAGCUUUUCGCGAAGGUCUUGCCGUUUCUGUCAGUGGAUAACACCGCAAUACGAGAGGCCGCAGUCGUGGGCCUAGGUUCCAUCAACAUCAAUCUAUACCGCACACUACUCGAAUCACUGCAAGGCCAUGCUGCAGCUUGCGCGGAAGAAGCCAAGAGCCGUUUGGGCAUGCACAAUCGAACCAUCAGCAGCCCUCGCCGCAGCCGUCGAACCGACCAUCUUCGAACUGAGAUCACCCAUGUUUACAAGCUUACGUCCCAUUUUCUCAAGCUGCCCGAAGCAUACAGCGACGACUGGAUUCUCAACAAUCUCGUAAACUACACCAAAGACCUCCGGAUCUUUCUAAGCGACGCCGAGGUACAAAACGAGUGGGAUUUUCAAAAGCUUCGCACCCAUUACUGCGGUCUUAUAGAGGUUUUGUUUGAAGGGAUCAACAAGACUAGCGAUCCCCUCCAAUGGAUGCCCUUCCAAGCUCGCAAGGCGGCGUUUACCCUGAUGGAGGAUUGGUGCGGAUACUCAGCGAACCAGACACAGAUUCGUCAACGAGAAGAGAACAUGAGACGAUCCAUGCUUGAUCGCGAAGCGGAUCUAGGCAACAAGGGCAUAGCGACGGCAGCAAUGGAAAUUGAGAAACGAGAUCUACGAACAGCUGCUCUCAGCGCUAUGGCCGCUCUUUGCGGCGGCCCGGUCAGCAUAACAACUGAUAGCAAAGUCCUGCUCCAGUUCGACGUUCGUCGUAUGCUCUCCUGGAUUGACAGCAUCUUCGAAACUCCUAGCGAUCGGACUCACGCCAUUGGCCGCCGAGCGUUGACUAACCUCAUUCUGCACAACCGCGAGCACCCCUAUCUUCUGGACCGAGCCAUCGAGAUGUGCUAUCUCUCAAAAUCAUCCAAAGCACUCGAAAGCUACUUCGAGGUCGUCACCCGGGUUCUCACUGAGCGCGAGGAUUACAAACUGCCGUACUGGAAAGUGCUGAGCGCCGGCCUCUACACCCUCGGCCACGAAAACAACGAGUUACGUAUGAAAUCCGCACGCCUACUGCGCACGCUUGAAGCCCGCGAGCAGAAGAACUCCAAGCUUCAGGAUUUGGACAUAAGCAUUUCCGACAAGACUAUUGCUGUCUACAAACUAGCCCAAUUCGAGACCUCCAGGCGACUUGCUAAGCAGCAUUCGGAGCUUGCUUUCCUUGUCUUCUCUCAAUUCUCAUAUUAUUUCAAGGAGUUACAGCCCGAUCAUCAACGUAACAUGGUUGCUGCCAUGUUACCAUGGGUGCAAACUGUGGAGCUCCAGGUAAAUCCGGAUGGCGGGCCUACCGCUACCUCAUACAUGCUCCUCGUCAACCUUUUUGAAAUCACGGUCCGCUGUGGCAACGCACUACAUAACGAAAUCCAAGCACUCUGGCAAGCUCUGGCAACGGGGCCGCACGCUGGCAACGUACAGCUGAUUUUAAACUUCAUCAUCAACCUCUGCUUAGAAAAGCGAGAGCAAAACUAUGUGGACUAUUCGAAGCAGAUUGUAGUUCAUCUAUCGAGCACUCCGGCAGGUCUGAAAGUGGUCGAGUUCUUGCUGCUGCAGAUCAACCCGCGAUCCAUGGUCGGAGAGAAGCGCGAACCUACUCCCCCGCCUCCAGACGCUGACAAGCUUCCAUAUCUUGCUGAUCUAGGCGCUCUGCUGCCUACCAGCAACAAGCAGUCUGGAUUCGCCCUAGGUCAGAUUUGUCUCAUACUGCUUGUGGAUCUCAUGGUAUCUCCCGUCCAGCUCGCCAGCGAACAUGUCCCUCUACUUCUUCAGGUGGUUCUAGUUUUGUGGGACCAUUAUACUCCCGUCGUUCAGGACCAAUCUCGGGAGAUGCUUGUUCAUCUCAUCCACGAGCUUGUCAUUUCAAAGAUUGAGGAUGAUACGAGCGGCAUCGAUAAGAGGUCGAUCGAAGACUUCAUCGAUAGCGUGCGACGGCACGAUACGAAAGUUGUGUGGAACUACGACGACAAGAACGGAAAAUACGCCGAAGAUGCGGGCACAAGGGUACCCGAGUCUAUGACAUACGUCGCCGAUGAAGUUCUUCGAUUCUUUUCUCUCGCUUACCCAGGUCUAAGGGAAGCGUGGGGAAAAGUGGCUCUAAAUUGGGCCACGUCAUGUCCGGUACGCCAUCUAGCAUGUCGAUCAUUCCAGCUAUUUCGAUGCAUCCUUAGUACCUUGGAUCAGCAGAUGUUGUCCGACAUGUUGGCAAGGCUCUCCAAUACCAUUUCGGAUGACGAGAGCGACAUUCAAACCUUUUCGAUGGAAAUUCUGACGACGUUACGAACAAUCAUCGAAGCCCUGCAGCCUGAAGACCUCAUCCAAUACCCACAGCUUUUCUGGACUACCUGCGCUUGUUUGGACACCAUCCAUGAAGGGGAAUUCGUAGAGAGUAUGCUCAUGCUGGAAAAGUUCAUGGAUAAGAUUGAUCUAGGAGAUUCUACUGUCCUCCACAUCCUAGAGGACAAUUGCCCCGAGAAAUGGGAAGGACAAUUCGAAGGUCUUUCCCAGCUCAUAUACAAGGGCAUCCGGUCCAGCAUGUGUCUAGAUCGCUCACUCCGCCUGCUCGACCGACUAGUUGUUCUGCCUUCCAGUCGCAUAGUUGGUGACGAAAGUCGGCUCGUUUAUACCGUCCUCGCGAACCUGCCCAGGUUUCUGCGAUCCUUCGACCAGGGUGCCAAGGAUCCAGCCGUCAGCACCAGCGCUGAGCUCCUGGCCCAAGUAGCAGAGGAUUACCAAUGCGAUAACCUCUCUCAAGCAUUGACCGCUUUCGCCAAGAAGCGGUACAGGAAUGACAAAGACUUCCUCGCGCAAACCAUCUCAUCCAUUCGGUCAUCCUUCUUCCCCGAUCUAGAAUUUGGGAGUCUCAUCUUCUUACUCGGUCUUCUUGCGAACAAGCUUGACUGGAUGAAGAUCAACACGAUGGAGGUUUUGUGCGUUAUCAUACCAGAGAUUGACAUGCGGAAACCAGAGAUUGCCAACAAAGGGCCGGAUCUCAUCUCACCACUACUGCGUCUUCUACAGACGGAACUCUGCCCCCAAGCUCUCAGGGUACUAGACUUCGUCAUGAACUUCACAGGUGGCCCGGUACCUCUACAAGUGGAGCAUAUGCAUAUUCGCAUGAGCAUGGCUGGCUCUCAUACAAGCCGAGCUUUCAAGAAGCAGUAUGAGAAGAUGAAGUCGCUAUAUGGCGUUCCCGAAGAGACUGGCUGGUCAAUUCCCGUUCCCGCGCACCACUCACACUUAACGAGGGCAAAUGUGCACGCUGUCUUCUACACCUGCGGUAACCUUGAGGACAUCGAUGCAGCGCAAGUCACAACACCCAAGAUAGAGUUCCGUCAAGAAGAGUUCCCAUUCAGCCCUCUUUCCGACUACCGCACAGAGACAAUGACCUCGGAAGAUACCCGUGGUGACAGCCACAUCGGAGAGCUGGUCAUGAAGCUCGACAGCCUGGAUGACUUCUUUGAGGAUGACGACGACACGGAGACCUUGACCGACCUACCCAACAGCUCGGUAUUCGGCACCAACCGGUACGCGAACGGAUCCUACUCCAAUGGCACGCUCGACAUACGGGAAAAUCUCUAUGACCAGCAAACAGCGCCCAUUCUCCACAAGUCGCUCAACCGCAACGGAAGUGUCACGUCUUUCCAAUCCGGCUUUUCCGACGUCAAGCUAUCCCCGGCACGUGAUCCAGGCGUGAUGACCCCCGCAGCCUUCAGUUCUUUCUCCUCCGCGCCAACCGCAGUUAGUGCUGCGGCUGUUCCUCCCGUCCCUCGUCCUGGCCUCCACUCUCGCUCCGUAACCUCGCCCUCGGCUCCAAAUCAGGUCCCACGUCUCUCACCGGCUCUCUCAUCUACCGCUCUCGACGAACACGGUGAGCCCUUCUCAGACGAUGAUUUCGUCACUGGCCGUUCUAGCAGUAGUACUACAGCCCCCGACAAGACCUUUAGUCUGGAGAACAUGAUCAGGCCAUUGACGCAGGAUACGAGGAGUAGGAUACGGAGUGGCAUGCGGAGGCUGACGGGGAGCAGCAGCGAUGCGAGGGAGAGGGAGAAGACGAGAGAGGCAAUCAAGCUGGCGCUUCAGAAGAGCCCUCAAGUCCCAAAGGUGCCCGAUAUUUAUCUGGUCCAGCAGAAUCCGAAGAGUGCCGAUCCUUGAGCGCGGCGUUGGCGUGCUAUCUGUGUCGAUUUUAUAAUGGGAGGUUGUAUGUACGGCGCAGGACACCUCGCAAAAUGUUGUUAGUAUGCGCGAUCUUUGGGGAGGCGCUUUCAUAUGGAGGCAUCUAUGUUGUCACGGAUGGAGUGGGAGCAGGGUCGCUUUUCAACAUCAUAGAUGCGUGGGUAGAUACCAACGCUCUUUCGCGAUACCAGAUCUAUUAAUGCAAAAUCAGGGGUUCAGGCCGUCAUUCAUCCACCC